Micromonas commoda is the source of this 766-nucleotide messenger RNA. RefSeq lists its product as hypothetical. Gene Ontology annotation, biological process: intracellular protein transport; vesicle-mediated transport. The transcript has a single exon. Lineage: Eukaryota; Viridiplantae; Chlorophyta; Mamiellophyceae; Mamiellales; Mamiellaceae. The record is from RefSeq and is a predicted model, not a curated record. The coding region runs from base 209 to 706 and encodes 165 amino acids. Gene Ontology annotation, cellular component: intracellular membrane-bounded organelle; membrane coat.
CGAGCGGAUCUGUGACACCGCUCGACCCGAGAGUGGCGCGAAUCAAUCGAUACGCCUCUGCGUGACGUGUAGCUCGACUCGAGUGGUCCGCGCCGUCCAUCGACUCGGAACCCCGCCCCAAAGCGGAGCAGGACGCGUCACUAUCGCCCAAUUAUCGGCGCUUUUGGGAAAUUUGGCCGCGGGAGAGUUAGGGAACGAGUGAGUCGCCAUGAUCAAGGCGUUCCUCGUGGUGAACAACCACGCGAUGGUCAGGUUGUGCAGGUUCUAUGAGCAGCUGCCCACGGAGAAGCAGACGGAGCUGUGCCAGACAGUGUACAAGAUCGUCACCGCGCGCCCCGACCACCUAUGCUCGUUCGUGGAUGACGAGAAGACCUUCGGGCCCGACACCAAGCUGGUGUACCGCCACUUCGCCACGCUUUACUUCUGCAUCCUGAGCGACAGGAGCGAGUCCGAGCUGGCGAUGAUGGACCUUAUCCAGGUGUACGUUGAGACCCUAGACCGCGUGUUCGAGAACGUGUGCGAGCUGGACCUGAUCUUCAACUCGCCCAAGGCGUACACGGUGCUGGACGAGACAAUCGUGGGCGGGUUGGUGCUGGAGAUUAACAGUCAGAAGAUCUUGAACGUGUACGACGAGCUGAUGAAGUUGGAGAAGGCGCACUCGUCGAUGCUGGACAACAUGCCCAACAUAUACACGGGGAGCAAGUGAUUGAUGAGUAGCAACGCACGCGUCGAUCUGUCAAAUAUAAAAUUAGAUUUUAAAGGUGGA